AUGAAUCACUCCCGGACACGGUAUAACUACGCUAUCGACUGCCGCAUCUCACAUGCAAACAGUCUCAGGCCAUGUCCCAUGAAACGACGCUGCAAGCCAGAUGCCGUCGACCGCCACGCCAUGAACCCGAGCAAUCGACCUAUGUUGGAGGUGGACACGAUUACUUUGGCGGUGGACAAAGUGUGCCCUGUAUCGACUACCGCUGCAUGCACGUAUCGAGGCAUGUCGUCUGAAAAUACAGCCACGUUUCAUCAACCCCUAGAACAAAAGAAAUUCAGCAUCAUGAACGCAACCACCGUGCCCCCUAAGCAACCAUCCAAGUUUGCCAAGUUCUGUAAGGAUGUCCUCGCAAUCGACCCUGCCGGCGCGACACCAGGGGCAUGCACGGACUUUUUUCACCACCUCUACAGCCUCGGCAAGACUGCCCGUACCGUCGACUCCGCCAAGACCGCGCUAGUCGCCUAUUUCCAAGCACUAAAAGUCGACCCAAACCCUGCCCGGGACGUUGAGUCCAAGCAAUACGUUGCCCAUCCACUGUCGGUGUACGAGCUGUCGUUGCUCGAAAACUCACUGGCCUCGUCCCACAUGUUUGUCGGGGCACUAUACCGGUUCCUUCUCUGCGCGAGCUACAUUGGCUGUUUUCGCAUCAGCGAAAUGCUAAACCUGACGUGGGACGACGUCGCCCUCCAACACGAUGGCGACAGCCAGUAUGUAUCGCUUCGACUUCGUUGGCACAAAAUGGCCAGUGUACAAAGUGACUCCCAAAUCUACCAUCUCGUUGACGAGAAGUCGUUUACGUGCUUGCGUGUGUGUGGGUUGUUUUCAGAUUAUGUGGGCCUCGUCAAUCGGGCCAGUCCGAAUUUAGCCUCCAAGUCGUUUGUUUUUCCUGCCUACACACUCGAAUCGUCUGGGACCCCAAGACUCAACUGCAACUCAACCGUCGCCGAAAUGAACGUACAAGACCUCUGCAACGCAAUUGUCAAGUCCCUCCAAAACAACGUGCAUGUUUUACCUGCCGCUGUCGUCGCCGCCGAUGUCGCCCGCACACUGCCACCGCCAGUGGCUGCGAAGUCGCAACGUCAAAUAACGCUGGACAGCUUCGUUUCGCACGCUGUUGUACCUACUGCACGGUCGGCGAACGAAGCUUGGACACAAUGGUUUACCGGAGACCCGGCGGUCGGGUUGUAUCAACCCCUGCGAUCGUUCAACAAACAAAUGAUCCGGGCCGACCGCCGGAAGUAUUCUGAGCGCUUGACCUUGUCGCUUGCCUUUUCAAACAAUACCUUGUCUGAAGUCCGCAAGCGAAAGCGCAAGGGACGAUUGCAAUGA
Messenger RNA from Aphanomyces astaci, 1329 nucleotides. RefSeq lists its product as hypothetical. The record is from RefSeq and is a predicted model, not a curated record. Gene Ontology annotation, molecular function: DNA binding. NCBI's taxonomy places the organism in Eukaryota, Oomycota, Saprolegniomycetes, Saprolegniales, Verrucalvaceae. The transcript has 7 exons. Bases 1 to 1329 code for a protein of 442 amino acids. Gene Ontology annotation, biological process: DNA integration; DNA recombination.